AUGUGGUGGAGCCUGAGUCAGUUGCUUUCUCCUUUGAUUUUGUCUAUAUUCUUGCUGGCUUUGGUGGAAUAUCAGGCCACGACUACAGCACACAGGGAGCUCGAGGCGUUGCCUUCCCAGAGGAGGAGCAGCAGAGAUGUUAAUUCUCCAGCCCCUGUUGACUGCCAGCUGAGCCAAUGGUCAGAAUGGACAGAUUGCUUUCCUUGCCAAGAGAAAAAACACCGGUUCCGGAGGCUGGUGCAGCCGGCGGGGCUGGCAGGGCGGCCGUGCCCGGGGCACCUCUGGGAUGUGCAAGCUUGCCAUGCUGAGACGACGUGCAGCGGGCCCCCUGGCUGUGGGAAGGACUUUCUCUGCCAGGAAACAGGUCGCUGUAUUAAACAGCAUCUUGUGUGCAACGGAGAACUAGACUGCAGAGAUGGGUCUGAUGAGGAGAACUGCGAGGAGGAAGAUAUUGAAAGCCCUUGUGAACAUCUGCUCCCAAUCCCCGGGGCUGAAAAAGCAGCCCAAGGAUACAAUAUCCUAACACAGGAAGGGACCCAGUACGUAUAUGAUCCUAACUUUUUUGGAGGCCACUGUGAGUCUGUCUACAAUGGAGAGUGGCGGGAGCUGAAGUACGAUGCUGCGUGUGAACAUCUGUACUAUGGAGAUGAUGAGAAGUAUUUCCGCAAACCUUACAACUUUCACAUAUACCAGUUCUUAGCUCAUGCCGAUUCUGGAUUCAAUUUUGAGUUUUAUGAUGAUUCAAAGGAUCUGCUCGAUGCCCUUAAAAGCGAUAAAUCCAUAACAAAAGGCAUUACCAUUGGAAUUGGGUUUAGCAAAUCGAUUUCCCAAUUAAACUUGGGCUUCACUUUAUCAGGUGGCAAAGGAUCCCUGAAGAAUUUCACACAAUACACUGAAAAGGGGCUUUCAUUCACUAGAAGUGUGACAAAGGUGCAAACUGCCCAUUUCAAGAUGAGAAGGGACAACAUUGUUUUGGAUGAAGACAUGCUGCUCUCCCUGCAGGAGCUCCCAGACACCUACAACUAUGGCAUGUAUGCCAAAUUCAUCAACGACUACGGCACCCAUUUCAUGACAUCUGGCACGAUGGGAGGCAUCUUUGAGUACAUCGUUGUCCUUAACAAGGAGGAAAUGAGAAAAAAAGACAUCAGUGCUGAAGAGAUAAGUGCCUGUAUUGCCUGGUCACUUGGCCUUACAACUAGCAAGAGUGUACUGGAUUUGGAAGCAGCUGUGACAUCCUCUGACUGUGCACAGAAAGGAUUACUGAAUACUGAUGCUCUGAGCAACAGUUCAGUUGUGGAAGAUAUUAUUGCCCGGAUUAAAGGUGGAGAUACCAGUUACAGCGGAGGGCUCUUAAACAGUUGGGAUGGCAACACCUAUCGUCACUGGGGAAGGUCAUUAAAAUAUAACCCUGCUGUUAUUGAUUUUGAGCUGCAGCCUAUCCACGAAAUCCUCCGCAGAAGCAACCUGGGCAACCUGGAACCCAAAUGGCAGCACCUGAAACGGGCUUUGGAGGAUUACUUGUUGGAGUUCAACGCCUGCCGCUGCGGCCCCUGCCUGAACAACGGCGAACCCGUCUUGGUGGGAGAUGGGUGCUUCUGCCAGUGCCAGCCAGGCUAUGGAGGACCUGCCUGCGAGCGGACGAGGCGCCGAGGAGGCCAGACGGACGGGCAGUGGAGCUGCUGGUCGCCGUGGGGUCCCUGCCA
Messenger RNA from Merops nubicus (carmine bee-eater), 1703 nucleotides. It is a transcript of the gene C8A, whose product is annotated as complement component 8, alpha polypeptide. The annotation marks the transcript as partial. Gene Ontology annotation, molecular function: protein binding. NCBI's taxonomy places the organism in Eukaryota, Metazoa, Chordata, Aves, Coraciiformes, Meropidae. Gene Ontology annotation, cellular component: membrane attack complex. The record is from RefSeq and is a predicted model, not a curated record. Gene Ontology annotation, biological process: immune response. The transcript has 11 exons.